This is a messenger RNA of Scatophagus argus, 2915 nucleotides long. RefSeq names its product nudix (nucleoside diphosphate linked moiety X)-type motif 9 (gene nudt9). The transcript is spliced from 8 exons. Bases 96 to 1148 code for a protein of 350 amino acids. Gene Ontology annotation, molecular function: ADP-ribose diphosphatase activity. The record is from RefSeq and is a predicted model, not a curated record. Lineage: Eukaryota; Metazoa; Chordata; Actinopteri; Scatophagidae.
AGACGUCACCACGCCCAGCAGUGCACUUCCUGGUUACUUUGCGCUGCACUGUAUGUCGUGGUUUGUUGUACUAUUGAUUUUAUUUGUCUAGGGGUAUGUUUCAUGUCCUUCUGCGACGAGACUGGAUCGGACGGCUUCGUCUAGCGCUCACUCUCUUCGGACUACCGUAUACCAUCUGCGCCCCAGGAGUUAGGUCUGCCUUCUGCUGCACAUUGUCCCAUCCUUUCAGAACCAGUCAAACCAUCAGACCCAUAAGUACCAGUUGCUGCAACCUUUUCACGACCGGUGCCAAGACCAUGCCAUCUUCAGCUGCGCCUCAUACCAAAUCUAGAUGUUCCCAGUAUCCAGGGUCCAAUGUCAAGCGCUUUCCCGUGCCUGAUUGCAAGGUGGACUGGAAUCAGAUAUGGAAGGAGUAUAAUCCAGUCAGCUACACUGACUCAUCAGUACUAAAGAAACCAGCAUGGGCAGAUCCUGAUAUUGGCACUUUCUCUCCAAAGUUCAACUCUGUGGAUGGUGCUGUGGACAGGACAAGCUUUGAGGGCAGCUACAAAGUGGAGAAUGGAAAGCCACUAAAUCCUCACGGACGCACGGGACUGACUGGUAGAGGUUUGCUUGGACGAUGGGGACCCAAUCAUGCAGCAGAUCCCAUUGUCACCAGAUGGAAAGUAGAUGCCAAAGGAGCAAAGGUGCAUCACUCCAUGUCCAAACGGCCCAUCCUGCAGUUUGUGUCCAUCAAGAGGAAAGACUGUGGGGAGUGGGCCAUUCCUGGGGGGAUGGUAGAUCCUGGAGAGCAGGUGUCUCUCACACUGCAGCGGGAGUUCUCAGAAGAGGCAUUGAACUCUUUGGCAAUCCCACAGUCAGAGAAAGCAAGAAUCCACGAAUGCAUCACCAAACUUUUCAAAUCGCCAGGCUUUCAGGUCUUUAAAGGAUAUGUGGAUGAUCCAAGAAACACUGACAAUUCUUGGAUGGAGACAGUUGCUGUCAACUUCCAUGAUGAUUCAGGCAACAGUGUGAGUGAGCUGCCGCUGCAAGCUGGAGAUGAUGCAGGACAAGUCCAGUGGGUUGAUGUUGACUCGUCCUUCCCGCUCUUUGCUAGUCAUUCACAUUUCCUGGAGCUGGUGGCCAACGAGAGGAAAGCCCACUGGUAACAACAGAUGAAAGACUGGAUUCUGAUGUAACAAUGAAGAAAACAUAUUGCUUUCUGUGUGCUGAGAGUAUGUAUGCAUUUAGAAUGUAUGACACCUCCCCUCAUCUUCCCUCACUAAUUUAAACAUGCUAAUAUUAGUUAUAAUAGUGAAACCUAAUAUGUAUCACUCAUGACACUCAUGUGUAUGUCCACUACGCACUGUACAGUGACAGUGUGAUUUUAGGCUAAUCUCGCGGAACUUAUAAAAUUAAUGAUAUUAUCAGGUUGAAAGCUGGCUGCAGUUUUUGACUUGCUGCUUGGAAGUUUAACAAGAGACUGUAAAAUGCAAGAUGCUGCUGAGUGGCAAACCACAUUAUUUCUGUUGGCAGAAAUUAUGCUAAUUUAUUCACUGUUAACAAGGAUCACAUUAACCCAGUGUGACCAUGGAAGAACAAACACAAUGAACACAACACAUACUACAUUAAUUUAAGUGUGAUUAGGGAGGGGGCAAUCAGAAUGAAAAAGUGCGGACUCUCUUUGAUCUUUACAUGUGAAUUGAAUAUGAGCAAAUGUGCCAGAGCUUCCCACACAGCCCAGCAGUGCACUAAAGCUGAGCUCAGACAAGCUGACGCUACAGGACGAACAUGUUUUCAAGUGGUAUCAGACGUUGGGAAGCAAAGGGCAUUUCACACUCAACAGCCUGCCUUUUUGAAACAUAUCAGUAUGUACCAUCUCACUGCUGGGCCCACUGCCAUGAAGCACAGAUGGAAGAUUAGGAAUUAAAUGGCUUGUAUCUGUUUGGAUUCAUGAUGCAACCACUAACAUGUGGACACCUUUGUCAUUCAAUAGAUAACAGAUUGAAUUAGGUUGGUAACAGGUCUAGGAGGCACCACAAAUUCUACAAGCCCUUUUUAUUUGCUCUCAUCACAGCUCAGGCCACAGCAUUUUCGUGAUAUUCAAUUGUAAUAAGGUAUGACACCAACAGCUGUGAGUGAGGAGGUUAUCCCAUUCAAACCUCAAUAUAAUACAGUCAGUCAUUAUAUAGUAUAGUAAAUAUAAAAAUAUUCACAUCUAUGCAGAUGCUCUUUCAGCUCUGGUAGACCCCCAGUGGUCCCAGACUAAUUACCAGCUCUACUGGAGCAUUGACAGUUGGGGCACUUAGAGUAUUUAUUGCAGGAAGAGAGAGUAUUUCCCAUAUAAAUGUCCCUAGCUGCACUGUUUCGAUUGGCAACCUCCCAGUUACCAGAUACUCUAACCUGCUUUUAAAGUUUUAUUUUUUUCCUGCUUAUGUAGUUGGUAUGAGACAAAAAAUAAACAAAUGGUAGGACGAGAAAGGUUACAUGCUGUACAGCCAAGUGAGAAAAUUAUUUUAAUUAUAUUCAUUAUUAUGACCAUUGUUCAGCCUUGUUCACUCAUGCUCUCUAUCCCUGAAACAUUCAGGGAGAUCUCCUGCAUGGGAAUGUACUAACCGUAAUAUUUGUGUGAAUGUUUCAAUUUUGUGUGACCAUGUCCAACAUUCUUGGUUAUCAGGGGGAGACUCCUGAAUGCAUUGUCAACAGUUCAGCAGCGCCCAUUCAAUCACAGGGCAGGCUAAAACCAGAUCCAAAAUCCAAUGUUCAGGUGCAAAGAGCUGACUAUUCCUUGUGGCAGGGAGAGACAACCCCUCCCUGCAGGCAUGCUGUGCUUAAGUAACUUGCUGAGAGAGUGUACUCCUGCUCCUUACUGUAGACUGCUGAUCUCAGUACGCAUGAGCCCAUAUGCCAAUGCUUGAAUUAAACCUAUCAAAAGA